AUGUCCAAACCUAAUCCCCAAGAGGGAGCUCCACCUGUCAUGGCCACUACGACCACCACCACUACCGUGGUUACAGACACCCAAUCUUCUCAUGAAGCACAAACGUAUGGUCUUGAUGCUAUCGAGCGUCGUCGGGUUGCUUUACAAGAGUUUGAUGAUGCCAAGUUUGGCUGGUUCCAUAUUCGUGCUUGCAUUGUCUCUGGUGUUGGCUUCUUUACAGACGCAUACGACAUUUUCGCUAUCAACCUUGUGUCGACCAUGAUAGGCUACGUUUAUUGGGGUGCUGAAGAUAACACGACCCCGCAUAAUGUUGACACUGCUAUCAAAGUUUCAAUGUCAUGUGGCACGGUGGUUGGACAACUCUUAUUCGGUUAUCUUGCUGAUCAUGUUGGUCGUAAGAGAAUGUAUGGUGUUGAGCUUAUCAUUAUGAUCGUUGGCACCAUUGGUCAAACGCUUGCGGGCAAUGGCCCUGCUGCUUCUUUUUGGGCGGUCAUUACCUUUUGGCGAGUCAUUGUUGGUAUCGGUAUUGGUGGUGAUUAUCCUCUCUCUUCGGUGAUCACAUCCGAAUUUGCUACUACCAAACGCCGUGGUGCUAUGAUGGCAGCUGUAUUUGCUAUGCAAGGCAUUGGUCAAGUCACUGCCGGUAUCGUUGGCUUGAUUGCUACAGCUGCAUACCAAAAUGCCAUUCGUGCUGAUCCUACACAACUUGAUUAUGUAUGGCGUAUCGUCAUUGGUGUUGGUGCUGUUCCUGGUGCUAUUGCUCUUUACUAUCGUUUGACCAUUCCUGAAACGCCGCGUUACACCAUGGAUGUCGAGCAAAAGAUCGAAAAGGGCAUCCGUGAUGCUAAAGCCUUUGUCGAAAAUGGUGCAGCUGCUGGUGAUUACAGCGACAAUUUGGCCGUUUCUCGUGUUCACACCGAUGUGCCUCGUGCAUCAUGGGAAGAUUUCAAAAAUUACUUUGGCCAACGUAAAAACGCCCUCAAGCUCUUUGGCACUGCUUACUCUUGGUUUGCUCUCGAUGUUGCAUGGUACGGCUUGGGACUCAACAACUCGAUCAUUUUGAAAAACAUUGGCUUUGCUGGUGGCGAUGCUUAUGAAGCUGUAUUCCGCACAUGUGUGGGCAACAUCAUUAUCAACCUUUUAGGUUCAGUACCAGGCUACUGGAUCUCUGUGUUCACUAUCGACUAUAUGGGUCGUAAGACAAUCCAGAUUAUGGGUUUCACGAUGUUGACCAUCAUGUUCAUUAUUCUUGGAUUUGCUUAUCAUGCUAUUCUCAACACCUCGGUCCCCUUGUUCAUUGUUCUUUACACGAUUACGCAAAUCUUUUUCAAUUGGGGCCCUAACACAACGACUUUUAUUGUUCCUGGUGAGUGCUUCCCAACACGCUAUCGCUCUACUGCCCAUGGUAUCUCGGCUGCUUCAGGCAAAGUUGGAUCCAUCAUUGCACAAGUUGGCUUUGGCUUGCUCAAAGAUAUUGGUGGCAAGAACAAUUGGAUCGACCAUUUGUUGGAGGUGUUUGCACUUUUCAUGUUGACAGGUAUUUUCUCGUCACUCUUCAUUCCAGAGACCAAGGGCAAGACGCUUGAAGAGCUCGGCGAUGAAGAACAUCAUCACGUGGAAAGGUCAUCUGAUGGCAAAGCUAUCGAGUAA
Messenger RNA from Lichtheimia ornata, 1650 nucleotides. Its product is annotated as phosphate:H+ symporter. The transcript has 6 exons. Gene Ontology annotation, biological process: phosphate ion transport; transmembrane transport. Bases 1 to 1650 code for a protein of 549 amino acids. NCBI's taxonomy places the organism in Eukaryota, Fungi, Mucoromycota, Mucoromycetes, Mucorales, Lichtheimiaceae. Gene Ontology annotation, cellular component: membrane. Gene Ontology annotation, molecular function: phosphate transmembrane transporter activity. The record is from RefSeq and is a predicted model, not a curated record.